GGCGGAGGCGGCCGCUGGGGGUGGCACCGGCCGCGCCGCGCCGCGCCGGGGGCUCCGCACCGGCCCCGGCCCCGCGCCCGGCCCCGGCGGCAGGCGUGUGAUGGUGGCGGCGGCGGGCGGCCCCCGGGAGCAUGCCGCGCACGCCGGCCUCGAGCGAGGAGGAGGAGGGCCGGGCCUCGGAGGGGCCCGAGGGCGACUCGGACUCGGGCAGCUCCCGCGAGGGCCCCCCCGGCGCUAACCCCGGCCCCCCCCGGCCCCGCGCCGGCCCCCGCGGCCCCCCGGCCCCCGACGACGGCCACUUCAGCAUGAUGGUCUUCCGCAUCGGCAUCCCCGACCUGCACCAGACGAAGUGCCUGCGCUUCGACCCGGGGGCGGCGGUGUGGGCGGCCAAGCAGCAGGUGCUCUGCACCCUCACCGAGGGCCUCCAGGACGUGCUCAACUACGGCCUCUUCCAGCCGGCCGCCGCCGGCCGCGACGCCAAGUUCCUCGACGAGGAGCGCCCGCUGCGCGACUACCCGCAGAGCUUCGACCAGGGCGUGCCCUACCUCGAGUUCCGGUACAAGACCCGGGUCUACAAACAGACCAACCUGGACGAGAAGCAGCUGGCCAAGCUCCACACCAAGACGGGGCUGCGCAAGUUCCUGGACUACGUGCAGCACGGCUCGGCCGAGAAGGUGGCACGGCUGCUCGAGCGCGGCCUCGACCCCAACUACCACGACUCCGACUCCGGCGAGACGCCGCUGACGCUGGCGGCGCAGCGCGACGGCCCCGCCGAGGUGGAGAUCAUCCGGCUGCUGUGCCUGGGGGGGGCCCACCUCGACUUCCGCGCCCGCGACGGGGCCACCGCCCUGCACCGCGCCGUCUGCACCCGCCGCUACGCCGCCCUCCUGGCGCUGCUGGACCUGGGGGGCUCCCCGAACUACAAGGACCGCCGGGGGCUGACGCCGCUCUACCACACGGCCAUGGUGGGGGGGGACCCGCGCUGCUGCGAGCUGCUGCUCUACAACCGGGCGCACAUCGGCACCGUCGACGAGAACGGCUGGCAGGAGAUUCACCAGGCCUGCCAGCACGGCCACUCGCAGCACCUGGAGCACCUGCUCUUCUACGGGGCCGAGCCGGCGGCGCAGAACGCCUCGGGCAACACCGCGCUGCACAUCUGCGCCCUCUACAACAAGGAGAGCUGUGCCCGGAUCCUGCUCUACCGCGGGGCCAACAAGGAGGUGAAGAACAACAGCGGGCAGACGCCCUUCCAGGUCGCCGUCAUCGCGGGGAACUUCGAGCUGGGGGAGCUCAUCAAGAACCACCGCGACUCGGACGUGGUGCCGUUCCAGGAGAGCCCCCAGUUCGCGGGCCGGCGCCGCGAGGGGCCCCGGGGGCUGCCGCUGCCGCGGGCGCUGCUGCGCGCCAACAGCGACGCGGGGCCGGGGGCCGAGCGGGGCCCCCGCGGCCCCCCCGGCGCCCCCGCCGCCCCCCGCGGCCCCCCCGGCACCCUGCGCAGCGCCAGCAGCCCCCGGGGCGCCCGCGCCCGCUCGCCCUCCCGGCCCCGGCACCCCGACGACGCCCGGCCCCGGCAGCCCCGCGGCCGCCCCAGCUCGAGCGGCUUCGCCCGGGAGCCGGGGCCCGGCGGGACCCUCAACAGCCGCGGGGUGAAGCGGAAGCUCUACUCGGCGGUGCCCGGCCGCACCUUCAUGGCCGUGAAGCCCUACCAGGCCCAGGGCGACGGCGAGCUCUCGCUCAGCAAGGGCGAGAAGAUCAAGGUGCUCAGCGUGGGCGAGGGCGGCUUCUGGGAGGGCCAGGCCAAGGGCCGCGUCGGCUGGUUCCCCUCCGACUGCGUCGAGGAGGUGCCCGCCCGGACCCCCGACGGCAAGGCGGAGAGCCGCAGCGACAAGGCCAAGCGCCUCUUCCGACACUACACGGUCGGCUCCUACGACAGCUUCGACGCCCCCAGCGAUUACAUCAUUAAGGAGAAGACCGUUUUGCUGCAGAAGAAGGACAACGAAGGCUUCGGCUUCGUCCUCCGUGGGGCCAAGGCGCAGACCCCCAUCGAGGAGUUCACGCCGACGCCGGCCUUCCCGGCGCUGCAGUACCUGGAGUCGGUGGACGAGGGCGGCGUGGCCUGGCGGGCCGGGCUGCGCAUGGGCGACUUCCUCAUCGAGGUGAACGGGCAGAACGUGGUCAAGGUCGGGCACCGGCAGGUCGUUAACAUGAUCCGCCAGGGCGGCAACAGCCUCGUCGUCAAGGUCGUCAUGGUGACGCGGCACCCCGAGGCCCCCGAGGGCCCCCGCCGCCGCGCGGCCCCCCAGCAGCCCAAGCGCCUGCCGGCGCCGGCCAUCUCGCUGCGCUCCAAGUCCAUGACGUCGGAGCUGGAGGAGAUGGGUGGGUGCCCGGACGCCUGGGCCCCCCCCGCCCCGGAUGCCUGGACCCCCUUCGCCCCGGACGCCUGGGCCCCCUCCGCCCUGGAUGCCUGGGCCCAGGCCUCGGGGGGGGGGUUGGGGGUGGAGAAGGGUAAGUUGGGGGGGGGCCCUGGGGGGGCCCGACCCCCCCUCACCCCCCCGGGACCCCCCCCGACCCCCUGGGACCCCUCUGGGACCCCCUGGGACCCCCCCGGCCCCUGGGCCCCCCCCGGCCCCCCCCCCGUAACGGCCUCUGGUGUCUCCCCAGUCUCGCCCUGGAAGAAGCGCAGCGAGUUCGAGCCGCCCUCAGCCACCGAGAAGAAGCGCACGGUCUACCAGAUGGCGCUGAACAAGCUGGACGAGAUCUUGGCGGCGGCGCAGCAGAGCAUUGGGGCGGGCGAGGGGCCGGGGCCCCCCCCGCUGCCCCCCCUCGCCAAGGCCCGGCCCAGGGGCUACUUCAGCCCCGAGGCGACCUUCGAGGGCCACCGCCUGGGGCCGGGGGGCUACGAGCGGCCAUUCCUGCCCCCCGGCCCCCCCCACGGCCUCAUGCUGCGCCAGAAGUCCAUCGGCUCGGGCGAGGAGGACAAACCCUUCCUGGCUCCUCCGGCCUCGUCGGCCAAGUUCAGCCGGAGCCUUUCGGUGCCGGGCCCGGAGGAGAUCCCGCCGCCGCCCACCACGUCGCCGCCGGAGCCGCCCUACAGCGCCGCCGCCAACAAGGCCUUGGCCGGGGUGGGGGCCCCGCCGCCGCCGCCGCCGCCGUCAUGGCGGGCCGGGGGGGCCGAGCUGCGCCUCUACAACCUGCCCGCCCGCCCCGGCGCCAUGUACGUGCCGGCCAAGCCGCUGCGGCGCAAGGGCCCGCUGGUGAAGCAGCCCAAGGUGGAGGACGGCGCCGAGAAGGAGAAGAGCUCCAUCGCCAUCCCCACCAUCGUGGUGAAGGCGCCGUCCACCAGCAGCAGCGGCCGCAGCAGCCAGGGCAGCAGCGUGGAGGCCGAGGCCGUGCCCGAGGCCGCGCCGGCGCCGGCUCCGCUCGACUUCACCUCGCAGUUCGGGGCCGCCUUGGUGGGGGCGGCGCGGCGGGAAUGGCCGCCCGAGGGGCGCCGGCGCUCGGCGCUCUUCCUCUCCACCGAGGAGGACGAGGAGGAGCUGGCGCCGCCGCGCCUCCGCCACUCCAAGAGCAUCGACGAGGCCCUGUUCGCCGGCGAGGCCCUGGCGCCCCGCGGCUACGCCGCCGGCUCCUACCGGCCCGCCAAGGCCUGCGCCGGGGCCUUCAGCGCCGUGCCGCCGCCGCCAUCUUGCGCCGGGGCCCCGCCGCCAUCUUGUGCCGCCGCCGCCGCCCGGGCGCCAUCUUGUAGCGCUGCGGCGGCGACGCCCAACGUGGCACCGGCGGCGGCGGUGCGGGCGAUGGCGGCGGCCCCCGGGCGCCUGCCGCCGUGCGAGGCGGCCCCGCGGGAGGACCGCGGCCGCCCCGCGUCGCCCCGGCGCCCCGAGGCCGAGGCGGCCUGGGGCGGCGGGGAGAAGCGGCCGGAGGAGGCCAAGAUGGAGCUGCACGUGCGCUUCGUGGAGGAGGAGGAGGAGGAGGACGAUGGCGGCGGCGGCGGCAACAGCAGCAACGGCGGGGACGGGCUGCCCUUGCUGGCGCUGCCGCCGCCGGCGCCGUCCGUGGACGUGGAGGACGAGUUCCUCUUCGAGCCGCUGCCGCCGCCGCUCGAGUUCUCCAACAGCUUCGACAAGGACGGCGGGGCGGCCGCGCCGCCGCCGCCGCCGCCGCCGCUCGACUCCACGGCCUCCAGCCUGACGUCGUACGACAGCGAGGUGGCCACGCUGACGCAGGCGGCCCCCCGCGACGCCCCCCACGUCAACUUCUCGGCCGUGGUGGCCUCCAUCGCCAUCCCCGCCGAGGCGCCCGAGGCCGUCACCGACUCGGGCAUCGAGGAGGUCGACAGCCGCAGCAGCAGCGACCACCACCUGGAGACCAUCAGCUCCGUGUCCACGCUGUCGCUGUCGAGCGAGGGCGCCGAGCUGCUCGACACCUACGUCUCCUACCUGGACGGCCAGGCGCCCUUCGAGAAGGCGGCCAAGGCGCGCGGGCGGCCCUUCGCCCCCCGCCGCCCCGCCGAGCCGCCCGCCGCCCCCCGCCGCUCGCCCACGCUGCCCUGGGAGGAGGCGGCCGCCCCGCCGGCCGUGGCCGCCGUCAAGGCCAGCAUCAUCAGCGAGCUCAGCUCCAAGCUGCAGCAGAUCGGCGCCGGCAGCGGAGGAGGAGGAGGAGGAGGAGGAGGAGGAGGAGGAGGAGGAGGUGCCGCCUGGCCCCGCGGUCCGGAUGCCGCCGCCGCCGCCGGUGCCGCCGCCUUCGGCCCCGAGCGGCCCAGCUCGCUGCAGCGGCACAGGCUCGCCGAGGAGGCCGGCGCCCCGCCGGGCGCCCCCAAGCCCGCCGCGGCCCUCUUCCCGCACUGGCCGCCCCCGAAGGCACCCAAGGGUGCCGGGGGGGCCGGGGGGGAGCUGGAGGUGCGCCCGGCGCUGCGCCGAGCCCCCAGCCCCGCCACGCUGCCCAGCGAGCACAAGAUGAGCCCGGCCCCGCCGCGGCCCGCCUCGCUGCCGCUGCUGCCCGCCGCCCCGCUCUACGCCGGCCUCCUGGAGCUGCGCGGCGGCACCGGUGGCUUCGGGGACCUGGCCACCCGCUCGCUGUCCCCCACCCGCUUCCUGCCGCCCGACAAGCCGUUCGGGGCGAAGCCGCUGCCCUUCUGGACCAAAUUCGACGUGGCCGACUGGCUGGAGUACCUCAACCUGGGCGAGCACCGCGACCGCUUCCUGCACAACGAGAUCGACGGCUCCCACCUGCCCUCGCUCACCAAGGAGGACUACAUCGACCUGGGCGUCACCCGCGUCGGCCACCGCAUGAACAUCGACCGGGCCCUCAAGCUCUUCCUCGAGAGGUGA
This is a messenger RNA of Dromaius novaehollandiae (emu), 5327 nucleotides long. RefSeq names its product SH3 and multiple ankyrin repeat domains 1 (gene SHANK1). The record is from RefSeq and is a predicted model, not a curated record. The transcript has 24 exons. Lineage: Eukaryota; Metazoa; Chordata; Aves; Casuariiformes; Dromaiidae. Gene Ontology annotation, molecular function: ionotropic glutamate receptor binding; synaptic receptor adaptor activity. The coding region runs from base 132 to 5327 and encodes 1731 amino acids. Gene Ontology annotation, cellular component: postsynaptic density; dendritic spine; postsynaptic membrane.